CUCCACUCACUCCCGAGGAGUUGUUACAGCUAAAGGAGCUGAAUCUGCACGACGCUUGUCAAGCCAGCAGUCGUCGAUCACUGAGCCGUGAACUUGCUCUUCUUGCUAGCUUUUUUCAGCGCCAUCUACCCACCACUCAGCCAUCACCCCCACCACCUCAUCCCACCUACUCUCGCUCACGCCAAGUUCAUCUCAUCACAGCCCAGUCCUGCCCCUGUCAUAUUACAGACCCACUCAGCCAACAGACCACUAAAAUUGCAAUCGAAACAACUUCUCCCACAACUGGGAAUGCUGCCUCCACGAAUAGCCCCUUAGCAACACACUUAUUAACACGACAGCACCAGCCACCACCGCAACAACAGGAACAACAUCAGAAGCAUCUGCAGCUUCAUCAUCCAGCACUGAUACCUUCCCUUGGAUCAUCCAGCACUACCAAUACCUCAUCUUCCACCUCUUUCAUCUCCACUACUACUCCGAUAGGAUCAGUAUCUCUUGGGGCUUCAUCUUGCACUUCAGGCACUUCUACACCGAACACCAGCAUCCAGACUGGCAACAUUACUGCCACAAGCAGCAGCAAUAGCAUCCCUUUAACUUUGGCGCUUCUUCCUGCUUCAUCUGUUCCCGCAAAUCCGACAAUUAUCGCUUCUUCAAUUCCAUCUGACUCCUAUCCUGCUUGUGGCAUCAUUGGCGCAACUGGUGUUCGCGUAGCCACACCAGGCCGCAUCCAGCCGGUAGUCUCUAUAGCAGGUGGGAAUUUUGAUCAGUUUAACUUCAUUUGUUCAAAUUUGCCAAUAAAGCUGUUAUUUGCAAUAGUUCACAAAGUGGAUGAAGGACUGACAGCUCAAUUUCCCCACAUUUAUGUCGGCAGGCCUCACGAUUCCAAUGCAUUUAUAUUUAUCUCGCUUCCAAAAAGUUUUAUUCUUUCGGAUGAACUGCAAUUUUUAUUCACCAUCACAACGGGAAUCGAAAAUUUACUCAACCCAAAUGUAAAUUCAACAAGUCUUAUCAGGGCUUUGCCUUCCUCUUAG
This is a messenger RNA of Protopolystoma xenopodis, 1028 nucleotides long. NCBI's taxonomy places the organism in Eukaryota, Metazoa, Platyhelminthes, Monogenea, Polystomatidea, Polystomatidae. The record is from the annotation of a GenBank genome assembly.